AGCAACUUUGACUACCUGAUGCACCUCAACCGCGAGGCGGGGCGCAGCUUCAAGGACCUCAGCCAGUACCCGGUGAUGCCCUGGGUUGUGGCCGACUACUCCUCCCCCACCCUGGACCUGUCAGACCCAGCCACCUACCGCGACCUGUCCAAGCCCAUCGGCGCCCUCAUCCCCCGCCGCCUGCACGAGUUCCAGCAGCGCUACGCCGAGCUGAAGCAGAUGGCGGCCCCAGGAGGGGGCGGCGGCAGGCAGCCGCUGGGCGCGCCUCCGCCGCUGGACAUGCCCCCCUUCCUGUACGGCUGCCACUACUCUUCUCCCGGCUAUGUCGUGUUCUACCUGAUGCGCAGCGACCCGCAGCUCAUGCUGCGCCUGCAGAACGGCCGCUUCGACGCCCCCGACCGCCUCUUCUGGUCCAUCGCCGACACCUGGAAGAGCGUGCUGUCUCUGCCGUCAGACGUGAAG
Molecule: messenger RNA, 462 nt
Organism: Chlorella variabilis
Lineage: Eukaryota; Viridiplantae; Chlorophyta; Trebouxiophyceae; Chlorellales; Chlorellaceae
Exons: 3
Source: RefSeq, a predicted model, not a curated record